This is a messenger RNA of Pecten maximus, 4916 nucleotides long. RefSeq lists its product as uncharacterized. The coding region runs from base 85 to 3567 and encodes 1160 amino acids. The transcript is spliced from 12 exons. NCBI's taxonomy places the organism in Eukaryota, Metazoa, Mollusca, Bivalvia, Pectinida, Pectinidae. Gene Ontology annotation, molecular function: nucleic acid binding. The record is from RefSeq and is a predicted model, not a curated record.
CGUUUUAACCGUGUUAUGAUGACGUUUUCGUAUUUUGUUGAUGAUCGAGAAGUCGAGCUCUAUUUGGAAGUGGGUUGAUGCUGGAUGUCCUUCUUGAACCGGAUAUUAAGUUCAGAAGAGGAACACUUUAUUGAGUUGGUUCAUAAGGAUAUUGAACACUUUCUUAAAUGUUAUACCAUAAAGAGUGUGCUGCUGUUUCCACCACUUAGCAGUUUCCAUCGACUGCUGAUCCACAAGGUCGCUGAGGAUUACCAACAACUGCACACAUUCUCUGUAGGUCAGGGACAGUCCAGGCGAACCACUGUCUGUCUCCAGGAAGAUCUCAACAGUUGCUCUGAGGAAGGAGAGAGAUUAAUGUCAUUGAACCGGCCCCCUUCAGCCAGAGGAAGGGGGCGGGGGCGAUGGUCAAGCCCCGGGUCCCUGUUAGACAACAAACAGCAAAAUAGACCAAGUUUGGGGACAGAGGAUAGAUAUAAUGAUGGCCUGAGGACAGAGGGUAGACACAGAGAUAACCCAAGGACAGAGGACAGACUCAGAGAUGGCCCAAGGACGGAGGACAGACUCAGAGAUGGCCCAAGGACAGAGGACAGACUCAGAGAUGGCCCAAGGACAGAGGACAGACUCAGAGAUGGCCCAAGGACAGAGGACAGACUUAGAGAUGGCCCAAUGACAGAGGACAGACUCAGAGAUGGCCCAAGGAUGGAUGACAGACACAGAGAUGGCCCAAGGAUGGAUGACAGAUACAGAGAUGGCCCAAGGACAGAGGACAGACUCAGAGAUGGCCCAAGGACAGAGAACAGACUUAGAGAUGGCCCAAGGAUGGAUGACAGAUACAGAGAUGGCCCAAGGAUGGAUGACAGACACAGAGAUGGCCUGAAGGCAGAUGGCAGACAGGAGCAGAGAUCACCUAGAGGUGUUGAUACAUCUCCACUCUCCCAAGGUGUCCCACCGUCACGGAGAGGACGAGGACAAAACACCAGAACAAGAAACAAAAGACCAGAUGUUCAGAUCUACGUACCUCGGGGGCGGAGACAGCAGCAAGUGCCUGUAAAUCAACAACAUGUGGUUGAUGAUGCAGUUUUGCAUCCUUGUGACCGAGAUUCCCAUAGCAGUGUCAUAGACAAAAGGACAGGGAAUAAAGACCACAGGAUAGAGGACGAUAGGACAUCAGAUAUAGAUGGGAGACUGGUGGACAGAGACUCCCAUAGCAGUGUCGUGGACGAAAGGACAGGGAAUAAAGAUCACGGGAUAGGGGACGGUAGGACAUCAGAUAUAGAUGGGAGACUGGUGGCCAGUGACUCCCAUAGCAGUGUCGUGGACGAAAGGACAGGGAAUAAAGAUCACAGGACAGGGGACGGUAGGAUAUCUGAUAUUGAUGGCAAGAAUGGGGAUAAUGACACCUGUAACAGAGAUGAAUUUAGGACAGAAAUUCAAAGUAAUCAAAACACUAGAUGUAGCCAAGGUUUCCAAGCAGUUGGAAGAAAUUCUACAGAACAAACAUAUCCUCAGUAUACAAAUCCACCAUCAAGCAAACAAAUGUCUCAGGGGAGGAAAUCUAGACCUAAGCUCCAGGUGUAUAUACCACCACACCAGAAGAAGGACAAUGGUUGUCAGCCAAAAGAAAUGUCUGGUCAAUUACAUCCAGUCAACUGUGGUGAGACUAAGCAUCAUGUGGCUGGGGAUACAGAGAAUGUGGAUGAGUUGAGAGCAGAGGCAGGUAGUACACACAUGAAAAGUGACCAACAUCAGGAGAAAAAUGUAAAAAGAGUAAAAUUAAACAAUGCUCCCAGUAAACUUACAUGUGAGGAUAAAACUAAGACAGAACAGAACAGUACUAAAGCCUUACCAGAUACUCAUAUAGAACAGUGUAGGUUAUCAAAUGAUCCCAGCUGUUGUGUAUCUAAUGAUCAUGUUCCUGGCUCAAUUGUAACAAAUAUACAUAUUCCUGGGCCUACUGUAUCAGAUAGAUAUGUCCCUCCCCCUAAUGUAUCAGAUAAAUGUGUUCUUUCCCCUAAUGUAUCGGAUAUAAAUAUUUCGGCCCCUAGUGUAUCUGAUAUACAUGUCGCCAACCCUAGUGUAUCUGAUAUACAAGUCACUCAUCCUAAUGUAUCAGAUAUGAAUAUUCCUGCCCCUAAUGUAUCAGAUAUGGAUAUUCCUGCCCCUAAUGUAUCAGAUAUGAAUAUUCCUGCGGCUGCCCCUAAUGUAUCAGAUAUGAAUAUUCCUGCCCCUAAUGUAUCGGAUAUACAUGUCGCCAACCCUAGUAUAUCUGAUAACCAGGUCACCGAUCCUGACAUAUCAGAUAUACAGGUCACUGAUCCUAAUGUAUCAAAUGUAAAAAUUCCUGCCCAUAAUGUAUCAGAUAUAAAUAUUCCUGCCCCUAAUUUAUCGGAUAUAUCUCAUCCUAGAGAUUCCCAGCGUGACAUUUCUUACCGCAAUGACCAUAUUAGUUGUGAUCUUCAUGAAGUUUGCAGCUCAGUCACUAGCUCUGAAACAGCCACAAAUAUCACAAAAGUAGACAAGGAAUCUAGAUCAGUGUCAAAGAGAGAUUUGCUUACAUCGGAAACAAAUUUAAACAAUACAGAGGCUUCCACCGCUGUCGAAGGGGAAUCUGAACACACACCAAUGGCUGUUAUCACUACACAAGAAGUUGGUGAGGUAGAUAUAAACUUUACUGAAAACAUUAAUGAAAAAGUUGAUCAGUGUAAGAAAGAACAUGCAUCAGGAUUGACUAAUGAAGUGACUAUGAUAACUGUGGAUCAAGAACACGAAGAGAUGGAUGAGAACAGUUCUAAAGUUGUUACCAAUACCCACUGCUGCACAACCAACCAGCCAGAGGGUCCAGAACACAUGGAUGUAGAUAAAGACUUUUGCAGUGGGGAGGAAGGAAAAGAGGAAGCUGAACAUUACAGAGGGGAAGAAGGAAAAGAAGAAGAGGAAGAUGAGGAAUCUUGGGACAAAAUGUUUGAUGAUGAAGGUGAAUGCCUGGAUCCUGUCGCCAUGGAAGAGUUAACAUCUGCUAUUGGGAAAGUGAAAAUUAAGAAGCCAAUUAUUGACUACUUGAACUACAAACCACGAGAUCCAGAUCUCAGUCGAGAGGAUUUAGGCCAUGUUGUAGAGAUAUACGAUUUCCCUCCAGAAUUAAAAACUGAGGACUUAAUGUCAGCAUUUCAGCAGUUCAAAAGCAAAGGCUUUGAUAUUAAAUGGGUGGAUGAUACACAUGCUCUAGGAGUGUUCAACAGUGUUCUGGCAGCCCAAAGUGCACUCUCUCUGAAUCAUCCAUUGCUGAAGGUCAGGGCCAUGUCUGAAGCGGCUCGACAGAGUAAGGAGAAAGCUAAGCGAUGUGUUGAGUUCCUGCUGCCUUACAAAGCCCGUCCUGAAACAUCUGCCCUUACAGCCCGACGCCUGGUGACUGGAGCACUGGGUCUGGCCCCUAAGGUGUCCCGAGAACAGAGGGACCUAGAACGACAGAAGCUUCGACAGGCCAAAGAGAAGAAGAAGCUGAUGAAGAAACAGAAAGACGAUAUAUGGGAAGGAACAUACACAUCAGAGAAUGUGGAAACAUCUUAACUGAUUUUUUACCUGACCAGUGCCUACUAAAUGACUCACAGCUUCGCCAAACACUAAAGUGUCCUUUCAUUCUCUUUGAAAACUUGAAUAUGUUUUUUAGACUUUACAAAAUAUAAUCAUACGUUACUACAAAUAUCGAGAGUUACCUUUAAAUUUUGAAGGACCUGAAAAUGAACAAGGGGGAUAAUUCAAAAAGGAUUUUUUUUUUUUUUUUUUGAAUUAUAGAUGAAUUUAUGAAGGGAAUGAAGAAAUUUGUCUGGGGUUGACUUUGGGGUUUGGUAGCAAACAGGACCUUUAUUGUGAUGCUCCUCCUUUUAAUUAAACCGUGAGCCUGUAACAUUUGAUCAUUAACCACUUUUUUGUCAUAAAUCUUAUGGUGACAACGCUGACUUUGCAUCUUACAAGAAGUUCACAAACUGACAUUAGGAGUGUGAAAAAUACAACUUAUUUAGAAUAUAAAAUAUAAGUAAUAGGUGCUUAAAAAAUGGUUUUACAUCCUAGCUUCAUAUUAGUUGUUAGCAAUAGCAGUACCUGCUUUAGGACCAGAAGAUCAUUUACUAAUAUCAUUAGUAUCAUUAAUUGCCUUACAUCCUGAUAACUUUGUAUUGUCUCCAAAUUUCAAUGUAUUUCAGUGUGAUAAUAUUGAGGAUGACCAGGGGUAUGUAGAUCACAUGCUAAGUCUUUGGAAAAGUUUCUUUAGUUGUAUUUCUGUGAUUCACAAGGCUCUCCUCAAAAGUCCCAAAUGAUCAACUUCAGUGACGGAUCCUGGUUCUCUACAGAAACAUUAGUUAGCGAAAUUUGCUACAUAUAUUAUAAAUGUAGUCUCACUUGCUGUGGAAAUCUUUCUGCAGUUUCUAAAGUAUACAAGAUUGAUAAAGCAAGUGACAAACUAAAUGAAACAUUCAGGAUGAGUUUACUUAUCUUCUAUUAAAUGGAAAUACGUGUUGAAAUUUUUUAUCGCAUGAUGAGGAUUUGGUGCUAAUUUUAUUAAACAUCAGACAAGCAAGUAAUCCAAGAUAUUCAUAUUUUGCCUCUAGCUAUUAUUUUGUGAUGUCACAGUGCAAUAGAAAUUCUGCAAUGUAGUUGUAAUAUCAUGGUUUUCAUAUUUCAUACUGUAUAUUUCUUGUUUGAUAUUUUUAUGUCAUGAAUGAAUUUGAGCUGCACAAUAUGACCAAUUUUGUCACUCAGCGAUGCAUGGAUUCUAGUCCUUAUAAGGGCAGAAAUACCAGGUGACUAUAGGUAUAAAAUCAAUUGUUUAUUGUGUAUAGUACAUGUAGUUGGCACCAAUUACAGGUAAUGAAAUUUUGCUAUUUAUAAUAUGUAUUAAUAAACAUGAAGUGCUAUCAAUA